Molecule: messenger RNA, 769 nt
Organism: Porites lobata
Lineage: Eukaryota; Metazoa; Cnidaria; Anthozoa; Scleractinia; Poritidae
Source: the annotation of a GenBank genome assembly
GUGCCUGACUUCUUUUUUCCAGAUAUAAAUGAAUGUGAAGCAGGAAAGCACAACUGUUAUGCAAACGCCAGUUGCAAAAACACUAAAGGAUCCUUUGUGUGCACCUGCAAGCCAGGGUAUUCUGGGGAUGGAGUUAACUGCACAGGUGAAAACAAUACCUCGGUCUUCUUUAUAAUAAAUCUUUUUCUAAUCAACUCCAUUUAUCUCGCAUUAGAGCCAAGUUCACCCACAAGGUAGUAUACAGCUUAGUCCCUAGAGCUACAGUUUGUUUUUCAAUUUAAGAUGAAAAAGUAUGGAAAUACCCUUGCAUUACAAAAGUUUGUGAUUUACAGUAUCUGUAUGCAAUUUUACCCCUAUACAUGCUUGAAAUAUUUAAGUUUUUUAAUGUGUUAUUUUAUUGUGCUCCUACAAGAUUGCAUUCUAUAAUAUCUUGCUUCCUUAGGUCUCGCUAAUCCUCUAUCUAUACACGUGAUGUCAUUAAUUUUUUUGUAAAUUUUUCACCUGCUUAAUAUAUAGCAAAAAUGUUUUUGCUUUCUAGCAUAGCCAGAAAUCUCUCUCUCCCUCUCUCUUCUGAUCGUACCCAAUCCUAGAAAAUAAAAGGUUAAGUAAAUCAGUUUUGAUGAUUUAGUCCUGCAUCUGAUUUGCAGAGGUAAACGAGUGUAUAACAGGAGAGCACAACUGUGAUGCCAAUGCAGACUGCAAUGACACUGAAGGAUCUUUCGAGUGCACUUGCAAGCCAGGGUAUUAUGGGAACGGAGUUAACUGCACA